CCUAACUGAAAAAGACUCACAAUUCUCAAGCUGCUUCACUUUCCUUCCGAAAUGUCGGCCUUUGAUCUGUUGGACUCCACUGACUCCGACUACUCCAUUGGCUCGUCCGACUCCAAUCUCGCCGGCGGUGUCACGCCGUCAUUCUGUCGGAACUCGAGCUUCAGCAGCGUAAUCCUGAACGACAGCUGGAGCGAUUUGCCGUUGAGCAUCGACGACUCGCAGGACAUGGCCAUUUACAACACCCUCCGUGACGCCGUCAACUCCGGCUGGACGCCGUCAGAUCAUCCCCCGGUCGCGGCGGAGGAGGUGGGUGGGGCGAGUGGAUCCCACGCGCCGCCGCAGAGGCAGAGGAAGGGUAUGCAGUACAGGGGAGUCCGGCGGCGGCCAUGGGGGAAGUUCGCCGCGGAGAUAAGGGACCCGAAGAAGAACGGCUCGAGGGUUUGGCUGGGAACGUACGAGACGUCGGAGGACGCGGCCCUGGCCUACGAUCGAGCGGCCUUCGAGCUCAGGGGCUCCAAGGCUAAGCUCAACUUCCCUCACCUUAUUGGCUCCACCCACUACGAGCCGGUUAGGGUUAGGCCUCGCCGCCGCACGCCGGAGAUCACGGCGGUUUCAGACGUAUUCUCGCCGGAGCAUAAGAGGUUACGGAGUGCUGACGAUGGAUCAGGGUUUGUCGCGAAUAUGAGUUUUGUGGAAGCCCAAUGUGCUACUGCCGUCGAUGAUCCGACCUUUUCAUAUUCCAAUAAAAUUUUCGACUUCUGAAGUCGUAUUUUUUUAUUCA
Messenger RNA from Tarenaya hassleriana, 781 nucleotides. RefSeq names its product ethylene-responsive transcription factor 13. Gene Ontology annotation, biological process: ethylene-activated signaling pathway; regulation of DNA-templated transcription. Gene Ontology annotation, molecular function: DNA binding; DNA-binding transcription factor activity. The transcript has a single exon. NCBI's taxonomy places the organism in Eukaryota, Viridiplantae, Streptophyta, Magnoliopsida, Brassicales, Cleomaceae. The record is from RefSeq and is a predicted model, not a curated record. The coding region runs from base 52 to 762 and encodes 236 amino acids.